Nematolebias whitei (Rio pearlfish) is the source of this 5111-nucleotide messenger RNA. RefSeq names its product discs, large homolog 5a (Drosophila) (gene dlg5a). Lineage: Eukaryota; Metazoa; Chordata; Actinopteri; Cyprinodontiformes; Rivulidae. The transcript has 26 exons. Bases 207 to 5111 code for a protein of 1634 amino acids. The record is from RefSeq and is a predicted model, not a curated record. Gene Ontology annotation, molecular function: protein binding. Gene Ontology annotation, biological process: regulation of apoptotic process.
CAACAAAUAUGGCUUCUUGUGCCUUUUUCAAUAUGCUCUAAAGAUUGGUCUCGCGUGCAAGCUAAUGCCGUGGUGGCUCCGGCGAACUUCUGCAAGCCGCGGUGAGUUCACUUCCGUAAUCGCUCGGUACUUUUGAUCGGUAGGGAUCAUCCAUCCGCUGGCUUGGCCGUCAGGGUUAGCUGGGGAAGCUACGGAACUAGAAAGCAAUGGAGCCAAAGCACAAAGAGUUGCUAGACCAGUGCCACCAGAACUUACUGGAGUCCAUAACAGAUGCGGAUCGAGUUAUCGAGCUGCUGAUAGUCUCUGGAACCUUGAGCCAACUCGACAAGUUCGAGCUGGAGCAGAACUGCUCGUCCAGCGCGGAGAAAGUCGACCACCUUCUGAAGAUGCUGACGAACAAGGAGAGCGACCAUUUCCUCGACCUGUGUGUGGCCCUGGAGAAAGCUUACCCUGACCUGUACUCUGCCCUGUUCAGCAACAACGGCGGUGGACCUGUGGACCACUCCACCGGUUCCACGUACAGCGUUCUGUCCACCAUGCCAUCUGACUCGGAAAGCAGCAGUUCUCUCAGUAGUGUUGGUUCGCCUGUUAAUGGUGAAGCAUCCUCCCCUCCCCCAGCGAUUAACGACAACCGACACGCCAGUGACAACCUGGACACCAUCUUAUUGCAGCUCCGCCAGGUGACCAGGGAGCGGGAUGAGCUUCGGAAGCGUCUGGCGUUGGCAUCGCCCGGGACCACCUUCGAUGACUGCAGGCCAAAUCCCAAAGUCAGCCAUGACUAUGAGCGUCUAAAAAGUCAGUGCAUGAGGGCCAUGGCAGAUCUGCAGUCUCUCCAGAACCAACACACCAAAACACUGAAGAGAUGCGAGGAGGCUGUAAAGGAGGCGGACUUUUACCACAUGCUGCACAGCCGUGUACUGGGUGACCAGACUCAGCUGAAGGAGGAAAUGGAAACACUCAGGAGGGACAAUUCCCAGCUGGUUCGAGAACACAACCACCUAAAACAGAACUGCGAGGAGCUCAAACGACUACACAGUCAAGACCAAAAAGAGCUGGCUGACCUUCAAUUGCAGCAACAGCAGGUAAUGAGAGAAAAGGGCUCAUCAGAGGUGUUAAAUAAGCUGUAUGAAACAACUAUGGACAAACUGGAAGCUGUGAAGAAGGACUAUGAUGCCCUGAGCAAACGCUACAGCGAGAAGGUGGCCAGUCAUAACACUGACCUGAGCCGCCUGGAGCAGGCGGAGGAAGAGAACCGAAGGUUGCAGAAGCAGAUGGAUGCAUUGCUCAAACAGCGAGACUCGGCCAUGCACUACCAGCAGCAGUACUCCACCUCAAUAAGGAGGUUUGAUUCAGUGCAGCAGGAGCUGAACAAGUCCUCUGCUCAGAACAAGGAGCUGCAGAGAGAUAUGGAGCGGCUGCAGUCGGAAGUGACACGCUACAAGAACCUGCAGCUGAAGGCGGCCAAGGACUGCGAGAAGUACAAGGAGGAGAGGGACUCCGUGUUCAACGAGUACCGUCUCAUCAUGAGCGAGAGGGACCAGGUGAUCAAGGAGUUGGAUAAGCUGCAGACUGAGCUGGAGGCAGCUGAAGCUCGGCUGAAGAACACUUCAUCAGAGAGGGUUGUGGCCAGUGAGGAGCUGGAGGCACUCAAACAGGAGUUGAACUCAUCGCUGGUGGACCGUGACAGAGCCAUCUGUGAGAGGAACGAGCUACUGGAAAAGUACUGCCACGAAGUGAAGGACAAAGCAGAGGCCCAAAAGGAGCUGAGCCAGGCCUGCAAAGACAUCGAGAUGGUCCGGGAGGAGAGGGACGUGGCCCGAAAGGAGAGGACAGAGGCCAUCAUUCAGAGAGAUCAGCUUCUCCGAGAAUACUAUCAGGCCAGACAAAAACAAGACUCUGCUACCCUGGACAUGGAACGAGCUAAUAAGGAGAUCGAGGUGCUGAGGAAGCAGUAUGAGGCCAUGUCACAGGAGCUGAAGGAGGCCUCGCAGGAAGCAGAGGUGGCCAAAUGUCGAAGGGACUGGGCCUUCCAAGAGAGGGACAAAAUAGUAGCGGAGAGGGAGAGCAUAAGGACUCUGUGUGAUAACUUGCGGCGUGAACGGGACCGGGCAGUCAGCGAUCUGGCUGAUGCUCUGCGUAACUUGGAUGAUAUGAGGAAACAGAAGAACGACGCGCUGCGAGAACUCAAAGAACUAAAGGAAAAGAUGGAGAACCAGCUCGAAAAGGAGGCCCGGUUCUGUCAGCUGAUGGCCCACAGCUCUCAUGACUCGGCCAUUGACACAGACUCCCUGGAGUGGGAGACAGAGGUGGUGGAGUUUGAGAAAGACAGGGAUGACAUGGAUUUGAAGGCACUUGGCUUCGAUAUUGCAGAGGGGGUAAAUGAUCCAUAUUUACCAGGAGACAGUGGAAUAUUUGUUACAAGAGUGGAUAAAGGAAGUAUAGCAGAUGGAAGGUUAAGAGUGAAUGACUGGUUGUUGAAGAUUAAUGACAUGGACUUGACCAAUAAGGACAGAAAGCAGGUAGUGAAGGCUGUCCUUAACGGAGGAGGGUUGAUCAACAUGGUGGUACGAAGACGGAAAUCUCUGGGAGGACGACUGGCUACUCCUGUUCACAUUAACCUUAUGGGACAUAAAGACAGUGGCAUUGGUCUGGAAAGUGGAGUGUUUGUUACUGCCAUUGUCCAGGGGAGUCCUGCAGCCAAGGAAGGCUCCCUCACAGUCGGAGAUCGACUGAUUGCUAUAAAUGGAAUUGCUCUUGAUAACAAGUCUGUGACGGAGUGUGAGGCUCUGUUGAGGAACUGUAGAGACUCUCUGAGUCUUUCUCUUAUGAAGUUUUUCCCUCACAGCACAUCAGGCCAGAACAUCUUUGAGGGUCUGCGCGAUUCAUCAGAGAAGUCCAAUGGGCGCAUGUCAGAGAUGCACUCCAGGAACAGCCGCAACCUCAAACACAACAGCUCGACACAGACCGACAUCUUCUGCCCUGACGUUGGGAGUGCCAGCACGAGCAGCAUCUCUGGGGAGAGGAGGAAGGUCAGAGGUGAAUCUGAUGAGAUGUAUGGUGACUUGAGCAAGCCGUUCUCCACAGGUUCCCUUCAUGCCACUAGCCUUCGACCAGUGACAGACUUGGGGACUGGCCGCUAUGGGCCCAGUGCUUUCCAAGAGUGCUGUUCAUAUGUAAAGGGACCUUCUUCUUUGCCUUUUGAGCCUGUUUCGCCCUCGGACUGCAACAGUGUGGAAACAACACUGGAGAAAAAGCACAGUGGGGGCACGUGGCCCAAAAUGAUGGUAGGGGGUAUGAUGGUCGCACCAGAUAAUGCCAGUCCAGUCACAGCAGUCACCCCACUCUCCAUCUAUAAAUCACCCAAGCAGAGAAAGUCCAUUUUUGACCCAGACACCUUUAAACGCCCUGAAACACCUUCCUCUAAGUUGGAGUACAUGGCAGCCAAUCAGAUUGCAGCUGUUGCUGCUGCUGCAGCUUCUCACUCCCCACAGCCUUCAAAGACGGAGUCCCUCUCUUCCUCUUCUACACCCACCCCAACCCCUCCAACCCCUCCCACUCGCAGUGACUCCUUUAAAUUCAAACACAAACAUCAAAGCAGCUCAGCUUCAGACUGCACAAUCACCUCUGAUGGCAAAGGGGAGUCUGCCAUCUCUAUGGCAGCAGGAGAGAGCAGAGAGAGGAGUGAGCGAGAGCGAGACAGGAACGGAAACCACUAUUUCCUGGAAGGAAAGGUCCUGACCUCAAGAAAGUCGUGCGACGAGGACAUCGGCCGUACCAGAGUGGAGGAGCCAGAGGUGAAGAGGCCUCGCCCUAAAUCUGCUCCUGCGCUUCGACGUAAGAUGACACCCCAGACCAUCACUUUUCCCACUUUUCAGAGCUACUCCAAUGAUGAGCACUCACCAGAGCCCAGGGACAUGCUGCGUUCUUCCCCCAGCCGCUCUCAGAGACACAGCGUUGGCUUUGUCCCCACACACUACAGUGGCAGCCUACCUCCAAAUUCAGCCCACCGUGGACUGUCUCCUUGCCCUGCAGUCACGGCUGUGAUGAGGAAUCCAGUGUAUACCGUACGCAGUCACCGUGUUCAUACCAGCAACUGUCCGUCUGUAGCAUCCCAGAUAUGCCACCAGCACACCCAUACCAGCCCACAACACCAGGGUCGCUUGAGCCUGGAUCUGAGCCAGCAGAAGCGACCAAAUGACUACUCAGAUUCCUCCUCAUCACGCAGCAGCAGAGCAUCACACGGUUCUUCCAGUAAUGUUCAGUAUCGCGCAGAGAGGAUCAAAAUCCCCUCCACUCCCCGUUAUCUCCGCUCCAUGCUGGGUUCGGACCGAGGCUCCCUCUCGCACUCCGAGUGUAGCAGUCCCAGCCUCAUCACGCCUCCACAGUCGCCGCUCAAUCUGGAGACUUCCUCGUUUGCCAGCACCCAAUCACAAAGCUCAGUUUCUACCUUACCUCGGAUCUCAGUCAGUCCCGUGCCCAUAGGGGAGCGCAGGAAGGACAGACCAUACUUGGAGGAACCACGCAAUGUCAUUGUGCACAAAGGUGCAGAGCCCCUGGGCAUCUCCAUUGUCAGCGGGGAGAACGGAGGGAUCUUUGUCUCUAAAGUUACUGGAGGCAGCAUCGCCCACCAGGCGGGGUUGGAGUAUGGAGACCAAUUACUGGAGUACAACGGUAUUAACUUGAGGAAUGCUACAGAGCAGCAAGCUCGUCUCAUCAUCGGCCAGCAGUGUGACACCAUCACCAUCAUGGCUCAGUACAACCCACACAUGUACCAGCUGGGGAACCACUCUCGCUCCAGUGGGGUUUAUGUGGUGGCCCAUAUGGUGGUGGCUUCCUGUCCUUUCUUCAUGCUUGGCCCGGCCAACCCCCCGGAGCCAAAGCUUGACCAACAGGCACUUGCUGGUGAGCUCACCCCCAGGCCUGGCUCCAGGGAGUCUGACCCCUUCCCCAAGGCCCAUUUGCCAUGGGAGAUCCUACCAGGGGCUAAUGCCCCAGAUAACAUAGCCCCUGGGAUCACAGGGGUACUCAAAUCCCUCCACCACGUUAAGGUGGUGAUUAUGUGGAGCGGCCUGGCACAGCAGCAGGCGAAGGAGGGUUCCUGGCCAUACUGA